This is a messenger RNA of Pocillopora meandrina, 7209 nucleotides long. NCBI's taxonomy places the organism in Eukaryota, Metazoa, Cnidaria, Anthozoa, Scleractinia, Pocilloporidae. The record is from the annotation of a GenBank genome assembly.
AUGCCAAGAAAGUAUAAUAAGAGUAAAUCCGAAUACUUCUUGGUUUUUACUUUCGUCGUUCAUAAAAUUCUCGAUUAAUGGAAUCAUAAUGUGAUACAACGUCUUUUAACGUAUGUUAAACUCAACGUGUAAGUGGGUUGUUCUGAGAGCCAAAUAAUAUCGCAUGAAGGCCUUUUUGCACGUGUUCCGUAUUGAACGUUCAGCGUGCCGUUUAACGCGCACUGACUGAAACACGCUGAUAAAAGUUUGUUUGCCCCUGCGUUCACUUAGAGUACGUUUUUCUGUGGAGCGUCACAAAUGUUCGAGCUAAUCCAAAAUUGCCAAUUUACGCCCAUGGCAUAGUAGAGAAAGUUUGCGAGUCAGAGGGACAAUUCUGACGCUGGAUUUCAAUUUCAAUAUAGAGUUUAGGCGGAAUGCUAUAUCACCCGGCAUAUAUUUCGUCAGGUCUCCGUUAUAGAUCUAACCCUAUAGGCUACCAAGAUACCAAAAUUUUGUCUUCCAAUGUAACUAUAUGUUAAUAUUUUCUUUCAGCUGAAGAUCCCGGCGCCCCCGGCAUAAUAGAUGAUACUUAUCUUCGUUUAUCUGGCCUCUCUAAUAAUGCAAAUAGCAAAUACCCCCUGGCAUUGCUGAAAAUGAUGAAAAGAUAUGCCGAGGAUCGCAUUUGGGCAAAUGAUAUCGAGGAAGGCAAAAGUGUGCUGAAGUUCUUAAUUACUCUAAUGGAAGGAAGAAAGGGUAUAAAAGCUAUGAAAAAAGGUGAGUUUUCUAAAGGGGCUACUUAACCUUUCUUACAUUUACCAAGAGUUUCCUACUCGUUAUCUUGAAGGCACAGUCUCCUUGCCGGCCUCUGCAGCAAGAACGAAGUUCUCUGACUUCAUGUUGGCAUGGUUCAAUAUGGAUGCUGGAGCACAUUUCUCAUUCGAGAGGAUUGCAAUUUGUAAUUCGAAGGAUUGCACGGCGGUUAUUGGCAAAAAAUUGAUCAAGACUUCAGUGACCCUCCCUCAUUUCUCCUCCAUUCCUCCCCCAUUCCUCCCCCAUUCCUUCCCUAUCCCUUCCUCAAAAGUUAACCCGCUACCGCUCUUUCUCUGAUGCAUAUUGAAGAAAGUAAAUAUCCAAAUGAUUUAACAAAACGGUACUAAUGCUACUUAUAUUCCUGUAGAUUCAAAAAGAAAGCUAGGUUUUCUAGGCAAAGAAGGAUUCGACAGAUUUGGCAAUAAUAAACUGUUUGCCCCACUGAUGAAAUGGGAACGCUUAAAGGAAAACGCUGAAAUCAUCGAAAAAUACGCCAAGGAAUACCAAGACGCUUUUAACAGCGUUACAGGUUCUAUUAGACAGAAGGAGGAAAUUACUGACAUACUGAAGAAGUUAAUCCCAAAGGCAACCAGAAUACAAGUUAGCAAUCAAAUCAAACGACAGAAAGCGGCAAGAGCAGUGGAUGAAAGCCAAAAGAGGCUUUACGUCGAUGUAAGUUGACGGUAAAUGAAACUGAGUUUUCAAUUCUGUUUGCGUUUGCUUUGGUUUUAGGCCAUGAAAACGUAAACAUUUGGACUGACUAAGAGGAAUUACUUCGUAGAUAACUGUCCUUUUUUGAGAUGUACCUUUUUCAAUAUAAUAUUAUUAUUUCUUUCAUCGCAAACUGACAUUCUAUUCAUUUAUUCAUACCUUUAUUUACUUACUCAUUUAGUCAUUUAAUCAUUUACCUUCUCAUCCACCAUCCAUCACUCAUCCAUUAAUCUAUUUAUUUGUUCAUUUAUUCAAUAGUUUAUUAUUUAGUUACUUCUUCAUUUUUCGUAUAUUUCUUUAAUUGAUAUUCAUCAACCAUUAUUUCAAUAGCUAUGACGAAGAGCUAACGCUCGAAACGUCAGCUUUUAAACUCUUUAGGUGGCCAAUUUACGUUAUCGACUCAGUUGAUAGUACUCAAUUACUCCAUUAUUUUGGUAGUUUCAAUUGAUGCUGAAUGCGUUCUAAUCUUAUUUUUUACCCGUUUAGAUCAUCGCUCAAGUAGAAUUACGCCUUGUAGGUACUAUGGAGACGAUUAAGGCACUACUGGUUGAUUUACAAGCACAAAAAAACAUGCAGCAUCUCUUUGCAAUGCUCCAGGGAUUAAUAGGCUUCGUGAGUGCGGUUGGAGGAAAAGAUCCAAUGGGUGUACUUAGUUCCAGCUUCAGCCUCAUUGAGAAUGAGGCUCUGAGGUGCAAUAGAGGAACACUUCAACAGAACAAGGCAAAAAUAAAAAAAUGGUUGAAAUUUGGAAAGGCGUACGAAGCUCUGGAAGAUUCUAGUGACUUGAAUUUUGACAAAAUGGACAUACGAUCUGUUCCAGAUAUGAUGAAGGUAAAAUAAUGCAUAUAGCUUUUAUUUUAAUUAAAAUGUUUUAAGCAAAGACUUAGAGAAUCACUUCCAUUGUCGCUUAAUUGUGCAUGUUUUCUAAAACUGCCGUCACUCAAUCAACACAACCACAUUCCAUGAGGGUACCAUGAUUAAUUGUUCUAUCGUUUAUCGGUGGAACUCAAAGCUGGCAUGUUGGUGAUCCAAUGGAGAUGAAGCUAAAUCAAACACUGACUUAUAAGCGUACCGAUUUAAACUUACAAGUACCAUCACGCUUAUGACCACAUUCGUGCUUUAUCGCUCUCCACCAACACAGGCAGAUCUGGAAAUAAACAAGGAAGGGCUUCUAGCAGACCUGGUUUGUUUGCUGGAUGUUGAUCUAUCACCUCACGUGACGGCAACUUUUAAGAGCGAAAUCGAGAAAUUCUUCAUCGAUGGUGGAACAAGGAUUGAUCUCAUUGCACAGGUCAUGGAGUUAGACAACAACAUUGGCACAUAUAAUUACGACAUCGCCAAUUUAAAAGAAACUCAAAAGCAAAUUCAAGCUGUCAAUAAAGCAAAGGGUAAGAAUUCUGUUCUUAAGAAACUUAAGAAGUGGAUCCCGGAGAUCUUUUGUUUUCCGACGUUAUGCGCGUAAGGGGAGCUCUAUACGUAAGAAAUUAAUGAUAUCGGUGUGGCAAUCUUCACUGUUGCCUUAGCAUAAUAACACUGCGUUGCUAAGACCUACAAUAAGUCUUAAAUAGGAAAUUAUAUCUGACCCUAACGCGUACAGGCUGAGUGACAACUUCACUGACGUUCAAGGAAUGGAAGGUUGAUAGACCUCCCCUAAGAAUUCCGUCUUCUUUCCAUAUUCCUCAGUGGGUGGCAAGUUAUUCAGUGUUCAGGUUGAGAUAACGAUGGGUAUUAAAGUAUAUAUUCGAAGCAAUAGAGGCUUGUGACGUAGACAUUUUUUUAUCAUUAUAACUUUUAUGAACACCUCUCUUGACUAUUUUUCAGAUACCCCAAUAGCUGACAGCAUACGACAGGAGUUUCUUGAUAACCUUUUGAAUAUCUAUGAAGAACUAGAGACCAGUUUUUCCAGGCAGCUGUAUUUGUUCUACAAGGGUUUUGAGUUCCGGUCCUUGUGGAACAUGGACGAAAACAUGGCAAGGUUUCAACGUCGCGCAGCAACCCUUGCAAAAGGCACCGGAUAUCUUCGAGGAGUUAACUCACUGACUCGUGCUUUACUGGAAAUAACAAAUAUUGAAAUGGCAGCUAGAAGUUGCUUUACCAGUAAAAAGCCCAAAAUUGGUAUAUACAAAUGGUCCUUUGACAAAACGAAAGAUCCAACGGUAUGUGUUUCAAGCUUUACUCCUACCUAAACUUAUUGCGCCCUACUACAACUCACACAGGUGCAGCUAACCUGUCAAACAGGCCUUUUUACAGUAAAAAAUAACCAACUUUCUAAAUAUCUGUACAAUGUAGCGGAAUAUUUAAACGCUUAAUUUCUACUCUACUUAGUGCAGUUGGAUGAUAAGAGUCAGUUCCUGCAAAAUAUCGAUAUUCCGUGAAUUCUCUUAACUGCGGUGUACUGCAGUCAAUAUUUAUCUCUGGGAGAGAGGUGGGAGGAUUUUGGUUGUGUCACAAUAUGAUUUACCUGAUCCGGCCCAUAAGACUAUGUAAUAUUCUUCGGAACAAUUCAUCUUUCACCCUUCCCACCCUCAAGGCGAAUAAUAUGCACUGAUCCUCUAUUCCUCGCGUUUUUUAACACGCUGUCUUUCCUUUGAUAAUCAAUAUUUAUCCCCACAGUGUUAAUGUUUAGCACUACUUAUUAGCUACGAAGUAUUGUUGUGCUUGAUUCGCUCAUAUCCUUUACCUAGAUGUUCAAGGAGUUGUACGAAAGCUACACGACCUUUACCUUGGAUAUGGAUCAGGCCUGUAGAGAUUGCUACAAUGUGCGCCUCCUAAAGGUACAUAAACACAGAAAUGUUAAAGGAAGGUGGCAAAAUUAAGAAAUUUCUAUACAACAAGUUGCAUCCACAUUGAUAUAUACACUCUUAUGCUGAUAAUUUUGCAAAACAAAACAAAAUAUAACUGAUCGCACGAUGGAAGGCCGAAGAGUAUUUGAUUUAAACAAUCCCUAUUUCCCAACAAAAAGACUGUUAGCGUUUCACUCUAAGUUUAUAACUUUAUUUUCUAAUCAGAUUCGAUAGUAUAUAUGGUUUUUCCAUUGCCUUACAAUUUAACAGUUAGAUUUUUACACUAAGAUUUUUAUUGCGUGAUGGUAGAAGAGUGUAAGUUUGAAUCAACUUCCGUGCAUGGAAAUCGAGAAGCAAUAAUCUAAUCGUUUAGUUUAAAUCUACUAAUCGUCAAAAACUUGAUUAUAAGACAGGCUCAUGCACACGCUUUUAUUGAAUAAUGAUAAAAAUAGCUCACAGCAUGUGCCACUCACGUUACACACCAUCUACUUAAUUAGAUUGGUUCUUACAGAUGUCCUUACCACAUUUUACAUGUUCUGUGAUCUAUUUUUGUUCAGACUCACAGAAACGUAGAAUCUAUUUGUUUUGUAUGAUAAAAAAAACACAUGGUGACAUCAUCUAUGCGUCUAUCUCCCAAUAGAUCAUAAGAAAGAACCAAUCAAAAUGCAUGUAUGAACGAGCUUAUCAUAUGAAACGGAAUAGACAGCGGGUAGCGCAACCAAUCAUACUACUGCUGAUAUAAGCAAAGUAUGAAGUAAAUGUAAAUGACUCGCUAAAGUGAGUUUUAGGCGUUAACCACGAGCAAAUGGAAAUUUUGACAGCAAUGAUCAAAAAUAGAAGGAUACACAGGACGAUGAUUCAAAAACUGAACUUCCCUUCACAGUGUUCACAUUUCUUAUCUUUCAAAGAUGUAUGUGGAGCUAUACGGUAAAGCCCAAGAUCAGAGCGUCCCUGACAAAGUUCGUCUGAAGCUCAAACCACUGAGCAGGUCCUACUUUAGAAUUGGCGAUCAGAUUAAAGACUUUCAUCAACCGAUAGCCUCUUGGAAGUACUUACAUUUCGACCGUUUCAAGAUAACUAAUAAAGACAAGUGUAGACAGGAAAAAGAAUAUGGACGGGGUGAGUGGCUGGAUAUAUUUUGAAUUGUUAUAUUAGUGAUGGUGAUCCAGACGACAGAAAAUGUCCCUGGAAUAAUGUCUAUCGUAUUCAAUCAUUUGACCUUGCGUGAUGGGUAAAGAAUCUAGCGCACCGCGAGCUGGUGUUUGUGGGAAAGGAAGUAAGUUCCUCCUUAAGAACACUUGCGCAUGCGUUACUAAGAUUUCAUAUAAAGCCCUCAUUAUCUAAAAUCAGGCGUUAAAUAUAGGUCACUUGAAUAAUCAUAUGCCUCACCUCUUUCAAACUUAGAUGGCGGUUUUUACUGUAUGGCAAAACACGACACGCGCCUCACAGAAAUGUGCUGUCACCCGCUCAUCAGCGCACCUUGUGAUGAUGCUUUGACGGGAGAGGAAGAAUGUCGCAGUGUAUUUGGGACGUACAACAUUUCCAUACCAAUCGAUCAGACACUGGAUUGCAGACGACAAAUCACUUACAAAAACUGCAAAAGCCUGAAAGUAAGCCUCCACAUCUGGCUCCAGCUGUUUGAAGGGUGGAUAACGCUAUCCAAUGGAUGGCGAAAAACGUCUUGUGAACAAUAAUCUAGCGGGAACUCCUACUGAAUGGUUGGGACCUGGUAAAGAGAGAAGGGAGAGGAGUUGGGAUAGUAUGAGGGGGUCUAAGUACGAUUAUUCAGGGAGGAGAGGGACCAGUUAUUUUUUAUCGCCUGGGAGGGGAGGAUCCGAGGAUUAUUAGGAGGAUCACAAGGUUUCCAGAGGGUGAUGGAGAGGGGAAGGGCGAUCACUAGCAGAGUAUAAAGUAGGGACUGUAGAAAAUUGGCACUCAGUGGGUAAGGUCAUGAAAAUAACAGAGCCAAAUGCUUCGACUCCCCCACCCCUUCCCCUCGCCUUCCCGUUGUAAUUUUGACCAUUUAACGCCUGCAGCUUUUUUUUUGUUUUUUUUUUUUCGUUCAUUUUCCGCUCGACGCUCCGAGAAAGAAGUAUUUUAGGGAAGUUCACAAAGUAAAGUUUCAUUAUUUUUUCGUAACAAAUGGCGUUCGGGAAGCUGGAAAGUAAUUGAAGUUUCAUUAUCCGUAAGAUUUAAAUCUGACUGUUAUUUCGGUAAAUUUUCAAUUUAUGUUUAAUGUUGCUGAAUUCAGAAUUCGGACAAGAUUUGCUAGUUAUCCACGAUCCAUCGCAAAUUAAAAUUCUGCAAUCGUGUAGAUAUCAGUCAUUAAUUUUUUUCCUUAUCUCUUUAAUGUCCGUAAUUGAAAAUCUAUGCCUUUAUAUCUACUAUUUCUCAAUAUACAAUUGUUCCAUUAAUUUAAUUAUCUUUUGACAAUUAAUAACAGUACAGAUAUGUCUCGCUAAAUUACGACUCAUUUGUGUGUCGAGGCGAAAUAUAUGUAUAUAUUUUUUUUUCUGCGGUGAAGAUUACAUACCUUAUACCGAUUCAAAAAAUAUAGAACUAUUUCAUUUCUUAUCUUUUUUUUUUUUUUUUUUUUAAUUCUUUCUUUUUUUCAGCGAGAACUAUUCACCCACAUGAAUGUUUGGACAACCUUUAUGUACUGGCCUGAAACAUACCCACAGACACCGGAGGAUUGUGGGAUUCAAAAGCGCAACGUGACAGUCAAGGCUGAUGUUGAAGAGCUCGAUUCUCCACUUGUCUUGAAACGUGACGCCGAUAUUAAUUAAAACAAAGGCAAAUAAGUUCAAGAGAUGAUCCCUUAAUCGUCCUUAAAAGGAAAAGGAUGCAUUUCCAGCCGAAUAAAUAAACAGACAAAUUCAAAGAUAACUGUUGUAUUUUUAUUUGUAUUUCGUUUGCUUGAUUUACA